This is a messenger RNA of Anolis sagrei ordinatus, 1587 nucleotides long. It is a transcript of the gene FOXN2, whose product is annotated as forkhead box N2. Gene Ontology annotation, cellular component: nucleus. The record is from RefSeq and is a predicted model, not a curated record. Gene Ontology annotation, molecular function: DNA-binding transcription factor activity; cis-regulatory region sequence-specific DNA binding. Gene Ontology annotation, biological process: regulation of DNA-templated transcription. Lineage: Eukaryota; Metazoa; Chordata; Lepidosauria; Squamata; Anolidae.
UUGCUAUGGGGAGAUGGCGAGGAGGGGAGAGGAGGCGGCAGCAGCCAGCCAGCCAAGCCAGAGGAGCAGCUGCUGCUGGUCGGUGACACAUUUCCCCUUCUCUGCUGCCUCUGCUGCUGCUGCUGCCAUAUUGAGAGAGAGAGACCCUUCCUCAAAUCUCCCCCCUUCAUGAGGACAACCAACAAGAUUAAAUGGGUCCAGUAACUGGAAUGACUCCAGAUAGGAAAGCUGAAACGCCGGGGGCAGAGAAAGCCGCGGGGCUACGGCACAUCCAAAGAAUGGGGAGUUUGCCGGAGGAGGCCGUCGAUGCCGCUCGACCGAAGGCCUCGGCCGUGGACAGCGAAGUCGCUGAUGACGAACUCACAAACUUGAACUGGCUGCACGAAAGUACGAACCUCUUAACAAACUUCAGCCUCGGAAACGAGGGUCUUCCGGGAGUUAGUCCUCUGUACGACAUCGAGGGCGAUAACGCGCCCUCUUACCCUGCUUCCUGCUACUCCAACCCCGAGAAGAAAUCUGCCACUUCUAAGCCCCCCUAUUCCUUUAGCCUCCUGAUAUACAUGGCAAUUGAGCAUUCGCCAAAUAAAAGCUUGCCGGUGAAGGAGAUUUACAGUUGGAUCCUGGAACGCUUCCCCUACUUUGCUACGGCGCCCACUGGCUGGAAGAACUCCGUUCGGCAUAACCUUUCCCUGAACAAGUGUUUCCGGAAGGUGGAGAGGAGUCACGGAAAGGUGAAUGGCAAAGGUUCUCUAUGGUGUGUGGACCCAGAAUAUAAACCAAACCUUAUACAAGCUCUGAAGAAGCAACCGUUUCCUUCCGCAUUUGCGUUUUAUACCCCACCGGCAUCACCACUGAGUGGUUCUUCGUCUCCUUGCUACUUAACCUCAGUUCUGAAACAGAGUCAGAGCCGACCUGUAAAAGACUCCGAUAUUGAUGCUGCUACUGCCAUGAUGCUCUUGAAUACUUCAAUUGAAGAAGGCAUUUUAGACUGUGAGAAGCCGCAACCUCUCAAGCUCUCAAAAAAGAGGAAUUACGGCAGCACGUUCCACAACCAUGGGGUGACAAGCCAGAAUAACAGCGAUUUGGCAGUCGCCAGCGUCGACCCCAAGGCGGAUCACAACUAUAGCGCUAGCAGCGUGGCAUCACAACGCUGCGCAUCGCUCUCCAGCGUGUCUUCUUUGUCCUCCAUUGAUGAAGUCUAUGAUUUUGUCUCAGAAGGCAGCCGGACGGGCAGCGACGGCAGCGAAGGGUUCCAUAGCGAGGUGGACUCGGAAGAUGACGACGACGAAGAUGAGGAUGACAAUGAUGACGAAGAGGACGACGACCCCCUGGCGGAUAGCGGUUACACCUCGCAGCCGUGCGGAGGGGUUUCGGAGAAGGCCCCUCCUCGCCAGAAAGUCCUGGAGGAGCUGUGCCAAGAGAUUGACGAGGAACUGAAAGAAGCCGCGGGGUCUCUACUCCACCUCGCUGGCAUUAGCACGUGUCUGGGGUCCCUAAUAAGUACUGCAAAGACCCACAGCCACAAACGAAGGAGAACAAAUAGUGACACGGCGUGAAAAGCCGCGCCUGCCAAUAGAUAGGAACGCA